Messenger RNA from Dicentrarchus labrax (European seabass), 1490 nucleotides. Its product is annotated as BAG domain-containing protein Samui-like. The transcript has 5 exons. NCBI's taxonomy places the organism in Eukaryota, Metazoa, Chordata, Actinopteri, Moronidae. The record is from RefSeq and is a predicted model, not a curated record. The coding region runs from base 169 to 1182 and encodes 337 amino acids.
CUUCAAGGAAAUGAUGUCAAAAAAACGUGACAACUUGUCAAACAGGUCGGUACACAUGUUGGACUCUGAUGAUAUAUAAACUCACAUUUUUGGCAGCAGACGCAGAGAAGAAAACUUCCAUCAGCAAACUCACCGAAGAAAACUCUUUAAGAACGUGAAGGUGUUGACAUGAAGUUGGGGCUGCUGGUGGUGUUGGCUGUGGCGGUUCUGGUGCCCAGCCUGUCUGAGAGCCGGACCGUCUCCAGAUGCGAGCUGAGAGAAAAGCUGGGGGAGGCGCUCAUCCUCUCCAAAAGACUUGAGAGGUUCAGGGAAAGAAUCCUGGCCAUUGUUAUCUGUCAGGUGGAACGGCGCUCCCGUCUGAACACCGCCCUGGUCAGGGUGUUUGGCAAACGCAGAACCACAACAGCCAAGCCAACAACGGUGGUCACAGAUCCCACAACACCAAGAGUGACUGAAACGACCCAUGAACCAACAACCACUGUAUCAGUGACAACCAUACCAACAACCCAAGAACCAACAACCCAAGAACCAACAACCCCACAACCAACAACCCAAGAACCAACCACCCAAGAACCAACAACCCAAGAACCAACCACCCAAGAACCAACAACCCCACAACCAACAACCCAAGAACCAACAACCCAAGAACCAACCACUGAAGCAACAACCACUGUUUCAGUGACUACCGUACCAAGGACCAAUACAACCAGGAGCAUGAGACGGAAGCGAGAGGCUGAUGUGUCAGAAGAGGACAUGAGCUUUGAGGAAAUGCUGGAAGAGGAAGAAAACAAGUUUGAUGAGGAGGAGAUGGAGAACGAUAACAACAAGAUGGAAGACGAAGACGAAGAUGAAGACGAAGUGAGCAACGAGGUGGAGAGCGAUGAGCAGGAGGAAGACGGGAAACGUAACAAACGAUCUGCGCGCCGCUGGAAGCCCAAAAAGAAGUUGAGGCCUUGGUCCCUUGGAUUUUAUGGGCUCUUCCAGCUGUCUGACAGCUACUUCUGUAAUUCCGGUUAUCGCUGGUCCAAAAACGCGUGCGGUACAAGCUGCGAUGUCUUCACCGACGACGACAUAACCGAUGACGUUGAAUGCUUUAUGAAGACCAAUUACUUUUGGGCCAUAAUUCGCAACACCCCUCGCAAGUGUCUCCGCACCGCGAAAUUCUUUGCCAAAUGUGAAUGAGCAGCAGGAUGUAACGCCAACAACGACGUCUUCAUCUUCAUCAACAUCACCUCCAAUGUGACCUUUCAACCACAGUUCUCUCCCAAACAUUUGUUCUUUUAGUUAAGCUAAGCUAUUUUGUUGCGUUUUUGGUUUGUGGGUGUUCUUUUGUUUUUCCUCCAAAAAACACCAGAACCUGAAGUUAAAACUGGAAGUGUAUGUCAGUACUUUAAAUAGUUUUGGUGAUUGACUGGAAUUUUGUUAAUUUCCUGAUAAGAAGUCUUGUAUCUUCUGCAAUCUGUAAUCCUUCAAUAAACAUGUUUCCUGUG